Molecule: messenger RNA, 1240 nt
Organism: Momordica charantia (bitter melon)
Lineage: Eukaryota; Viridiplantae; Streptophyta; Magnoliopsida; Cucurbitales; Cucurbitaceae
Product: ATP-dependent caseinolytic (Clp) protease/crotonase family protein
Biological process (GO): fatty acid beta-oxidation
Cellular component (GO): mitochondrion
Molecular function (GO): catalytic activity
Source: RefSeq, a predicted model, not a curated record
CCCAUUUUUCCCUUUUCUCUCUCCGCUUGAAGCCAUCUUCCAAACUGUACAGCGAAAUUCGAAUGGGAGCAUUCAAAGUUCUGAGCAGAAGAUUUUCCAAUCUCACCUUUCAAAUCCAUCAUUCUCCUCUGAACGUUCCGAUUCCGGCCAAAAAUCUCGGUCAUCCAUCGCCAAGAUCCAACUUUUCCGAUGGGUUCAGAUCGCCCUCACAUCCAUGGCAGUUCAGUCAUUGCAGAACUCUCAUUUUGGAGUCCCUUUCUUCUGAGUCAGUCCGGCUUCAUCGACUUUCCGACUCCAAUUCUGGAAUUGUUGAGAUUCAUUUAGACAGACCCGAGGCAAAAAAUGCCAUUAGCAAGGAUAUGCUGAGGGGAUUGCGUCAUGCGUUUGAAUCUGUUGAUAGUGAUCCAUCGGUCAAUGUUAUGAUGAUAUGCAGCUCCAUCCCGAAGGUGUUUUGUGCAGGUGCCGAUUUGAAGGAGCGCAGGACAAUGACAACAUCUGAAGUUCAAUCCUAUGUCACCUCACUGCGGUCUGCAUUCUCGUUUUUAGAGGCACUUCAUAUACCUACUAUUUCAGUUAUUGAAGGAGCAGCAUUCGGUGGUGGACUUGAAAUGGCUCUAGCAUGUGAUCUUCGGAUAUGUGGGGAAGAUGCCAAACUCAGUUUGCCAGAAACCGGACUAGCUAUAAUUCCUGGGGCAGGUGGGACUGUAAGGCUACCUAGGCUGAUUGGGAAGUCAAUAGCAAAGGAACUUAUAUUCACUGGUCGUAAGGUCAGCGGCAGAGAUGCAAUGUCUAUAGGUCUUGUCAAUUACUGCGUCCCUGCUGGUGAAGCUUAUGUAAAGGCACUUGAAAUUGCCCAAGAGAUAAAUCAGAAGGGUCCACUAGCAAUAAAGAUGGCAAAGAAAGCGAUCGACGAGGGGCUUGAGGUAGACGUGGACUCAGCAUUGGAAGUAGAAGAUGAAUGUUACAAACAACUCUUGGACACGAAAGACCGAUUGGAAGGAUUGGCAGCAUUCGCCGAGAAACGGAAGCCAAGGUAUAGAGGAGAAUAGAUUGAUGACACAAUUGUUUGUUUCCUCUCAUCUUCAUUUCACUUGCUAAUAUAUAAGAAUAAAUGCAAGAUAUGCAUUUAAACUAAGUAACCUGAAUUGAGAGAGUUGCUUCAGAAACUGUCAGUUCAACCUUGUUUUAUUUAGUACUGAUGCUAUAAUAAACAGUCUUGAAUGGGUUAGCCUUUCAAUCA